AUGCUACAAGAUCUCCAGAAUGGACAGUACCCCCAUGAUAAUGAUCAAGAGACACUCACAGAUAUUACACUUAAUGCACUGAGUUACAAGGACUUUCCCACACUGCGACAUGUGCAGGCAAAACUGAUAGUCCAAGCAAAAAGUGCUCUCAACCUGUAUCUUGAUCCUAAACUGUCAUGCUCAUGGUGUGAAGCUUCAUUACUGGUUGCAAAAUCCCAUGGCAAGGGAUUGAGCCAUGCCCACAAUAUAUGCACUUGGAUUCAUAAUUUUCUCCACUAUGAAAUACUCCCUCUUCAUCAUUAUGGCCAUUAUUCAAACACUAUCCUCAAGGACAAAGAUUUUGCUCAAGACAUUCAGCUUCAUCUUAUGGAGGUUGCAAAGCAUGACUACAUAUGCACACAAUAUAUUGUUGACUAUAUCACAAGACCAGAAGUCCAGGGAAAGCUUGGUUCAAAGAAGACCAGGAUCUCACUGGCCACUGCACAAAGAUGGAUCCAUAAGUUGGAUUGGCAAUAUGGGAAGAAAUGGAAUGAGAUGUAUAUUGACAGCCAUGAGUGUGAGGAUGUAGUGAAGUACCAUGAGGAAUUUUUGCAAUGCUGGAAAGAAUACAAGAAGUGCAUGGUAACAUAUGAUAAUGAUAGUAAUGUCCUCACUAGUCCAUCUGGAUUCCCUGUUGCUCAAGGUGAUAAGGCAAUACCAGAGCAGAAGGAUGAGGGGCCAUCCUUGAUGAUACCAGAUAUGGUGACACUCAACUGGGGAAGGUUAAAGGAGGAGGAGGCUUGCAUUAUCUUCAAAGCUGGCAAAAAUCAAGAUGGUUAUUUUUCAGCUGAAGACUUGCUUGUCCAGGUUGAACAGGCAAUAGAUAUAUUUGAAUGCAAAACCAAUGGUUUUGCUACUGGUUUAUUUAUGUUCAGUGAUGCACCUAGUCAUCAAAAACACGCACCUGAUGUGGUAUCUGCACAAAAAAUGCCAAAACAGUCAAAGGCAGGCCAGACACCUACAUAA
Messenger RNA from Suillus subaureus, 1005 nucleotides. RefSeq lists its product as uncharacterized. The transcript has 4 exons. The record is from RefSeq and is a predicted model, not a curated record. Bases 1 to 1005 code for a protein of 334 amino acids. Lineage: Eukaryota; Fungi; Basidiomycota; Agaricomycetes; Boletales; Suillaceae.